AUGACGUCCACGUCGCAACACAGCGAGAACCUCGUGAAGAUCAAGGACCAUCUCAAGUCGUUGCACGCGCGAGGCGAGUGCGCGACGCUCGCGGAGUGCAAAGAAUUCGUGAAGGAGGUCGUCACCGCGUCCGAGGCGCAGGCCGCGGAGGACUUCCACCUCCUCGGCGUCCUCACCGAGCAAGUUUCGCAGGUCGGCGCGGAGCAUUUACUCCCGGCGCUGACCGUGGGCGCGCCGGUGUACAACACGGACACGCGAGACAUGAUCGACAGCAUCCUUCACGCGCAAGAGCGCGGAGGGCCGUCGGAGAGGGAGAGCAACACGGGCGUCGCCGCGGAGAGCGUGCGACGGAAAGUGAACCAGCGGCUGAUCGACUUGAUAGACAUCGUCGCCGUGUGCCGCGCGGAGCGGAUCAAGCUCCUCGCGGAGCUCGUCACCGCGAGUCGGAACCGGCCGAACCUCGCGAAGUAG
Messenger RNA from Micromonas pusilla CCMP1545, 471 nucleotides. RefSeq lists its product as uncharacterized. The record is from RefSeq and is a predicted model, not a curated record. NCBI's taxonomy places the organism in Eukaryota, Viridiplantae, Chlorophyta, Mamiellophyceae, Mamiellales, Mamiellaceae. Bases 1 to 471 code for a protein of 156 amino acids. The transcript has a single exon.